AUGAUGGCUGUCUUGAUUGGUUAUGGCCUCCAUGUCCUGUUGUGGACAGUAUUCUCCCCAUACCUUCUGUCAGAGGCUUCAGCAAGCUCGACUCGCUGUUUUCAAUCAAGACCAGAUAUUUGCGCCCCAGCAUUGAACGUCACUCAUUAUGAGGAUGGCCAUGUUACUCCGGGCUACAUAUUCAUUGCUCCUUAUUCGAUGAGUGACUUCAAUGAUGGCCCAUACAUUUACAGCCACUCAGGAGACCUAGUCUGGGCCGGCGCUGAAGGCAGAGAACUUGUACACAAUCUCCACCCCUGCCGUAUUGCAGGCAAUGAGAAACUAUGCAUGUUGUCAAUGCGCCACGGUACCGGAGUUCUAGCAACGGGCCCAAUCGUCGCUCUAGACCGAGGUCUAUACACACCGGAAGGGGAAAGGGACUUCAUCGAGAUCCUUGGCGGCAAAGAGCCAGACGUGCAUGAGCUGAACGUUGUCAAUAACGGAACAGCCGUUCUGACUACCUGGUUAAAGACUUGGCCGCGGGAUCUCUCUUCCGUUGGAGGCCCGAAAAACGGGUAUCUGAGGAGUGCCGGCUUUCAAGAGGUUGACAUCGAGACGCAAACUGUCAGUUUCAAGUGGGACGCUGCGGAGCACGUCCAGAUAGAAGACUCGUUCAUGGAGCUUGGUAUUGGACGCUGGGGGGAUGGGAUCAGUCCCGAGACUGAUUGGGACUUCUUUCAUCUCAAUUCAGUAGACAAAUCCAAAGAAGGCGACUACAUAAUCUCCGCACGCCAUAUGAAUGCUAUCUACAUGAUCUCAGGCCAGAAUGGCACUGUCCUAUGGACACUUGGGGGCAAAAAGUCUGAUUUCACAUUUGAGUCCGGGUUGAACUUCAGUGCCCAGCACCACGUCCGGCUGCAAGAGAAGCGGAGCGACAGUCUCACCAUCUCGCUAUUGGAUAAUGGAUCCGAUGGACACCACCAGACCGCAUUCUCAUCGUCCGGUCUCGUCCUGCAUUUGGAUAUGCAAGCUAUGCAUGUUUCUCUGCUCCAGCGGUAUACCACGCCCAGCGGGAUUCUCACCACUCAAGAAGGAAGCGUACAGCUUUUGGGAAAUGGGAAUGUGUUUAUAUACUGGGGCGGAACACCAUUCCUCAGUGAACAUACCUCGGAUAACUCGCACGUCGUAUUUGAAGCGCAUCUGGCAGACCCGACGGGCUUUUGGUACCGUGCGUGCAAGGCGAACUUUACCACGGCGCCGACGACUACUCCGGAUGUCGUUGGCGUGUCUGUGUCUAUUUCAGGGCCGACAACCUGGUACGUGUCAUGGAAUGGGGCUACUGAGGUGCGGGGAUGGAGGGUGUAUGCUUCACAGGAGGAGGUGGGCGAGUAUGAGUUCAUUGGAUUCUUUGCAAAGAGUGGGUUUGAGACGAAGAUUGAGCAUGAUGGUUUCUUUGCCCGGGCUAUCGUUGAGGCUGUUGAUGACAAUGGGUUGUCGAUAUGCAACUCGUCUGCCUCUAUUAGUACAGUCCACCAGAGUCCGGACGGAGGUAGUGCACAGAGUGUUCUGCGAGGCCUGAACUGA
Penicillium bovifimosum is the source of this 1563-nucleotide messenger RNA. Its product is annotated as arylsulfotransferase family protein. The record is from RefSeq and is a predicted model, not a curated record. The coding region runs from base 1 to 1563 and encodes 520 amino acids. Lineage: Eukaryota; Fungi; Ascomycota; Eurotiomycetes; Eurotiales; Aspergillaceae. The transcript is spliced from 4 exons.